Suillus plorans is the source of this 1617-nucleotide messenger RNA. RefSeq lists its product as uncharacterized. The record is from RefSeq and is a predicted model, not a curated record. The coding region runs from base 1 to 1617 and encodes 538 amino acids. The transcript is spliced from 9 exons. Lineage: Eukaryota; Fungi; Basidiomycota; Agaricomycetes; Boletales; Suillaceae.
AUGUCAAGCGCCGGAAGCGUGCCAAGCCUCUUAAUUCAAGGCUUCCAGGCACACAGCUCUCGUGUUACCAGCUCUCAGACCGAACCCCACGCUGAAACCGAAGCUAGUGCAACAACGAUCGAUGAAGCUUUCGACGAGCAAAUUGAUUAUGACAUAUGUAACGUCCACGACACGGAGCAUAUGGAGGUCAACAGUAGAACUAAACGGAAACGCACAGCUGGUGACCACCCGCUUUUAUUAUGGAUGAAUGAUCGGGAUAUGUUCUUACUCGAGCUUCUUCGGCAUGAGGGUAGAGGUAAUCACACUGGUGCCACCAUCUGCUGGAACUGCCAUCUUGACGUCCCUCAAUUUCGGUGUACCGAUUGCUUGGGUACAGAGUUGUAUUGUAAGGGUUGCAUUGUCACCUUACACACUCGGAACCCAGUGCAUCGCAUUCAGGAGUGGUCAAACUCUUGUUUUACAGCAGUAUCGCUAAAGGACCUAGGCCUACGUGUGCAACUUGGACACUUUGCUGGAGAUUCGUGUUUGUUACCUGAGCGAGCUUUCAAUGAUGAUUUCACCCUCAUCGACACUAACGGUAUUCACACCAUCGGACUGGACUUUUGUGGUUGCAAAACUGCUCAAACACGCACAAAGCAACUACUACGUGCCGCCUGGUUUCCAGCUACAACCGUCGAUCCACGCACUGCAGCAACCUUCCGCAUCCUCGAGCAAUAUCACCUUCUGUCGUUUGAGUCAAAGGCUUCUGGAUAUGAGUUUUAUCAGUCGAUUGCGCAUCUGACUGACAAUACUGGGCUUCGAGUUCAAAAGGACCGUUAUGAGCCAUUCUUACGGAUGGUCCGUGAAUGGCGUCAUCUCAAGAUGCUCAAGCGAGCAGGCCGAGGACACGAUCCAGCUGGUGUGGCGAAUACGCAAAGCGGCGAAUGCGCUGUGUUAUGUCCUGCUUGCCCUCAGCCCCUCAAAAACCUUCCAGACAACUGGAAAGAUGUUCAGGAUGACAAGAGGUGGCUAUAUGCUCUCUUCGUAGCUAUUGACACAAACUUCCGUCUCAAAAGACGUAUGGUGUCUAAAGAUUCUACAGACCCUGGGCUCAGUCACGGAUGGGCAUACUUCGUAGAUGAGACGGCAUACAAGGCAUACUUGCAAGAUCAUGCUGGUACGCCACAGGAGAAAAGUACCUGCGCAUCACAUAACGCAGUCAAUAUGGCCGAUACGAAAGUGUCUCAGGGACUUGCCGCAACCGGAGUGGGGACAAUAGAUUGCGCACGCCAUAAUAUGAAGUUGCCCAACGGUGUUGGAGACUUGCAGAAGGGCGAAAGUAACAUGGAUUAUCUGUUUCUGUCAACCCUCCGUGGACGCUGUGUCGAGACGCUCAACGUAUCAUACGAUAUCGCCUGCCAGUGGCACAAAAACCUUUGGGAACGUAUGUCCACGAUGCCUCCAAGCCUCCAUCUGGACCCUCUUACUAAACUCAUCAGAUUUUUUGUACCCAAAUUUUAUCUACCAGCGCACAUUUCAAAAUGCCAAACUACGUAUUCGUUCAAUCUCUCGAAGAAUGUUGGACGAACGGAUGGUGAAGCCCCCGAACGCGGUUGGUCAAAUAUCAACCCGGUGUAG